UUAAUCUUCAUCAACUUCUUCAAUAUUCAUUCUCAUUCUUUAUUCAGUUCAUCACUUCAAAUAUUUUCAUUUAGUGGCUUCUUACUUGUAUCGAUUAAGUUCAAUUAAGCUCGAUGAGGAUGUCUUUCCCUUUCUUUUCCGGUCAUGGAAAUGUCAUGGCUGUUGCACUCGUGAUGUUGGUUUUCAUGAGCGCAACAAGUGAAGCGCAAUUAUCUUCUACAUUUUAUGACAAAACCUGUCCAAACGCUCUUAUCACUAUCAAAAAUGCCGUAAGAACAGCUGUUUCAAGUGAAAGGCGGAUGGCCGCGUCCCUAAUCCGCCUCCAUUUCCAUGAUUGCUUUGUCCAGGGUUGUGAUGCAUCAAUCUUACUUGAUGACGCUCCUUCUAUCACAAGUGAAAAGGGCGCAUUGCAAAACAACGGUUCUGUGAGAGGCUUUGAAGUCAUAGACAAAGCAAAAGCUGAAGUGGAGAAGGUCUGCCCUGGUGUCGUAUCUUGCGCAGAUAUUCUCGCUGUCGCCGCUCGGGAUGCAUCCGUUGCCGUGAGCGGUCCAUCUUGGACGGUGAAACUUGGAAGAAGAGAUUCCACCACGGCAAGCCAAAGCCUAGCUGAAAGUUCACUUCCACUUUUCACGGACAGCCUUGACCGCCUUAAAGAGCGAUUUGGCGACUUAGGCCUCAACGCGAGAGAUUUGGUUGCACUGUCAGGUGCACAUACAAUUGGACAGGCUCGUUGCGUUACAUUCCGUGGCAGGAUUUACAACAAUGCAAGUGACAUCGAUUCUAACUUUGCCACUACUCGCAAACGUCGUUGUCCAGCUGACGCAAACAACGGCGAUGCAAAUUUGGCACCGCUCGAGUUGGUGACACCGAACUCAUUCGACAACAAUUACUACAAGAAUUUGAUUCAGAAGAAGGGUCUUCUUGAAUCGGAUCAAGUUCUUUUUAGUGGAGGUUCCACAGACAGCAUCGUCUCCGAGUACAGUUCCAAGCCCGCAACUUUUAAGGCUGAUUUUAUCACCGCUAUGAUUAAAAUGGGAGACAUUAAUCCUCUCACCGGUUCAGCUGGAGAGGUCAGAAGGAUUUGCAGUGCUCUCAACUAAAUUCUUACUUACUUGAGCCACAAGAUUGAGUAUCCAUACAUGACAAUGUAACUUAAUCUCUAUAUCGAAAAUUUCUUUCAGUUUUUUUUUUUUUUU
Messenger RNA from Pyrus x bretschneideri (Chinese white pear), 1196 nucleotides. Its product is annotated as lignin-forming anionic peroxidase-like. The record is from RefSeq and is a predicted model, not a curated record. Gene Ontology annotation, molecular function: heme binding; peroxidase activity. The transcript is spliced from 2 exons. NCBI's taxonomy places the organism in Eukaryota, Viridiplantae, Streptophyta, Magnoliopsida, Rosales, Rosaceae. Gene Ontology annotation, biological process: response to oxidative stress; hydrogen peroxide catabolic process. Bases 114 to 1100 code for a protein of 328 amino acids.